UCAUCUUCCAACCUUAAGAUUUUCGGUUAUUUAUUUACUCACAAAACACAAUGUCGGCCUCAUCGGCUCCCCGCCUCAAAGACCGCGGCGGCGCUGGCGCCGUCGCAGGGUCCAAAGCCGCUGCCGCUCUCAAACCAUCCAAGCCCCUCACGCCGGUACCCUUUUCCGACAAGAGGUACUCCAGCGUCGGAAAAGAGAACCCUCUUUCUGGGACCGCCGCUUUCCGGACCUCGGCCAAGAAGCCCACGAUCCGGCCCGUUCCACGCGUUGACAAGGCGUCUGUGUCUGUGGCAACCAGAGACGGCGGUGGCGAAACGCGUGCCCGGUGGUCCAUGCCGUCGGCGCCGAGAGGUAGGAGCUCUAGUCCUUCUGAGUUUACAAGGGUACUUUGUCAUACGGGUAAGGAGCGAAGGGUCUCAGUGGGUCGGGCCAGACCGGGUUCGGGUCUGAGUUCAGUGGGGGAGAGCGAUAGAGUGGUGGCGAGUGCAGGGAAGGCUCUGAGUAAUGUUAGGGGAUCAGCGAGUGGGAAGCAGAGAAAGGGGUUUAGGGAUUUGGAUGUGAAGAAGAGUGAAGUGGGGGCGAAUGGGAUUAAGGUUUUGAGGGAUAUCAAAGAAAUUGGUGAAGUUGAUGUGAAUUUAGAGAAAAAUAAUGCAACUUCUGGAGAAUUAGAAGUGAAAGGGGUGGGAAUUGAGAAG
Molecule: messenger RNA, 695 nt
Organism: Malus domestica (apple)
Lineage: Eukaryota; Viridiplantae; Streptophyta; Magnoliopsida; Rosales; Rosaceae
Source: RefSeq, a predicted model, not a curated record